This is a messenger RNA of Chara braunii, 1403 nucleotides long. NCBI's taxonomy places the organism in Eukaryota, Viridiplantae, Streptophyta, Charophyceae, Charales, Characeae. The record is from the annotation of a GenBank genome assembly.
CUGGAGACCUGUUCAGCGCGUUCCAAGAUGUCAAGCUCCAAGCGUUACGGCAAUGACAGAGAUCGACGACCCUACAGGUUGUCCGUGAAGUGCUUCAACUACGAUGAGUCGGGUCACUAUGCUAACCAAUGUCCUCAUCGGGAGCGACGCUACAACUCAAGCCGACCUUCCACCUCGUCGGACUCUAGAAGAGCUCGUUCACCGCGGAGGUUCGAAACUCGCAAGAGUUACACCGCCUCGAAGGAGGAAACUGUGCUACGGGAGAGGGUGGCGGAGCUGACCAAGGGGGUGGCAACCAUCAAAGAGCACUUUGAAGCAGUACAAGCGAAGAAAGAGGAAAAAAACAGACGUAAGCUUGAGAAAGCACGAGCCAUAGAAAAAGAGAGAUUGAAGCAGGAAGAAGAGGACACACAUUUGGCUCAAGAAGCAGCGCGAUGUGAAGCCAAGAAACAGAAGAAGGAGGCGAAAGCGAAGCAGGAAGCCGUCCUGAAGGCGAAAAUGAAGAAGGAGGUGACGAUGCAUGCAGCCUUACCAAUGAGUGAAAUUAAGGACGAUUGGAUUCAACAAUGGAAGACAUAUUUUAUUCCGACUCUUGCAGGAGACAGAUGCGACAUUAAAGGGAAGAAGCAAGUCGUACACGAACCGGAGUAUAGGAGUGAGUCGGAGUAUAGUAGUGAGGGGAGUGAGACCAGCGUCACACAGGAACUGAGCGAGAAGACCGAACGCCUGUGCAUCACGGAAAAGAGGAAGAGAGCUGACGAUGUUCCGAUUGGCGACAGUCCACCUAUGGAAGCACCUCCUAAACGCACCCCGAUGCGUGGAUGUAUCCACAUUGGGGAACGCAGCCACCGGGUGACCAGAGCAAGGACUAAGGGUACUCGUACUCCGAUCCGGGCGAAGAAGCAGUCGCCCAUCAAGACUUCGUUAUCGAAGUUGACGAAGAACCGUAAGUUGUCUCCCCCCAGCGGGAAGCCGACUUCCGCCAGCAAGUCGUUCUCGCGCCUACGCUUUCGUGACACCAUUAUGAAGGAGUUGAAGGAUCGCAAUGCUAAAGAGUUGCAGCGCUACUGCAAGGAUGAAAGUACUCCUUUUGUAGGCAAGAUCGAUGCAAUCUUUGAUCUUGCCGAGCACCGUGCGCAACUGCGUUUUCCAUGUAUCGUCCCAGCUUCGGAUGUUAUCCAGAUCAGUGAAUCGAAGGAUGUUGAAGCAAAUGCUUCAAACGAGAACCAAGAGUGAUGUGGUAUUCCGGACAACCGCUGGCUGCAUAUUUGUAGAUACAUCACCAGUAAACGUUGUUCUCAGGAAUCUUCCCCGACGGGUGAGAUCCGACGGUGGUACGGAUGGACCCCGAAGUGGAAGAAGUUGUCUCAUAUGUUCGGGGAAAGUAAAGUGAAACACGAUUC